This is a messenger RNA of Aplysia californica (California sea hare), 1033 nucleotides long. RefSeq lists its product as uncharacterized. NCBI's taxonomy places the organism in Eukaryota, Metazoa, Mollusca, Gastropoda, Aplysiida, Aplysiidae. The coding region runs from base 301 to 660 and encodes 119 amino acids. The transcript is spliced from 2 exons. The record is from RefSeq and is a predicted model, not a curated record.
AGGGGGAUCUAGAAAUCCGGUCAGAACCAAGGUCUCUUGUGCUUCCUGUUUGAAGACAAUAACAAUCGGCCUCAAAAGUAUAAAAUGCGUGGAGCUGGGAACGAUAAAUCACUGAUUCCGAUAUCUUUAGAUGACAGCAGGAAAACUUUUUUUUGAGUUAGAAGUGGCAAUCUAAAGUGACAGUUCUUUGUUUACCAGUAUUGCUUCUCGAAGUGAAGUGUUCGAACGUCCGGGUGUUGGCCAAUAGUCUCCAGUGGCUAUUCUGUUUAUCAGCUCUUCGAAGAUUUCAAGUGUAAAAAGAUGACAGCUGUGCCUUUCGCUGUGGUGCCCGAGGCGUGGUGCUCCCAAAGACCACCUCUACCCCGUGGCUCAGACGAGUUCGAAGUUGUCAUCGGCGAGUUGAAGAGCAACCUCUCACCCCGUUCUCCUCCGGAGUCCCCUGACUCGAAACAGGAAGUGACGCUACAACGAGCAGAGCGCAUGCGCCGUACAAACUCUACUUCCUCCCUGAAGUCUCAGCAGUGGAAUCUUUCACGGGCCGACUCCGGAAUGGGCUACAUCGUGAAGUGGGCGGUCCAGAAGAGACUGCGAUCAUUUAUUGAGCAGACACGACAAGAUAAACUGUACCAACGAUAUUUGAAAGACAUGAAGGAAUCAUGAGUUGUUCUUUUUUCUUCUUCUUUGCAUAAAAGUAAACAAAAUUAAUGACUGAUACCGCACGUUUUGCUAUUCUAACCAAAAUGAUCAUGAAAUCGCCGAUUUGGAGGGCAUGGUUGUGUUUUAAGACGUGCUGUUGUAAUACUGGCUAGUCGUAAGUCUUCAGAAUAUCAAUGACUGUUGACCAACGUUCUGUAAAGAACAAAUGCCUGAUUUGUUUUUUCUGGGUCCAAGUGAAAUGAAUAUCCUCUUUUUUUCUAAGCAGUCGCUUGUUAUGUAUGACGCUAAGCCAUUCUUGCAAAUAAGAUAUUUUCUGCAGUUGUAACUAGUCAUCGAGUGUGGACAUGUGUAUUCAUUAAAAAAUGUAUUAUUUUUG